Cynoglossus semilaevis (tongue sole) is the source of this 7135-nucleotide messenger RNA. RefSeq names its product agrin (gene agrn). Gene Ontology annotation, molecular function: calcium ion binding; laminin binding. The coding region runs from base 306 to 6503 and encodes 2065 amino acids. NCBI's taxonomy places the organism in Eukaryota, Metazoa, Chordata, Actinopteri, Pleuronectiformes, Cynoglossidae. The record is from RefSeq and is a predicted model, not a curated record. The transcript has 37 exons. Gene Ontology annotation, biological process: receptor clustering.
GAGAGAGAGAGAGAUAAACCUCCUCCCUCCUCCGCCUCGUACACCUCCUUCUCCCACUUCUGCCUUCUCCGUCCACUCGUCUCUCCUGGUCUCCCAGCCGGCGGAGGCGGCAGAGAGGGAUUUCCUACCCGGGGUUGUGGAUGCUGGCUUUGGGGCUGCAGAGUCACAGAGACACUGAUAGUCUGUAGGGAAGUUGCAGGGAGAAGCAUCGGUGCAACAACAACCCUCAGCGGACUCCAAAAGAGUUGGUACAGAAUUCAGUUGUGGGAAAGUUUACUUUUUAGCCAGGCUCUACAUCCGUGGUCAUGCGUUCGGAUCGGACAGUCCGGGCUGGCCGGACAGCGCUGCUCCUGGCCGGGCUGCUCGUGAGUCUGUGGCAGCGCUGCUCUGCAAGUUGCCCGGAGAGAGAACUGGAGGACAGAGAGGAAGAGGCCAACAUAGUCCUGACCGGCACCGUGGACGAAAUCAUCAACAUGGACCCGGUGCACAACACCUACUCCUGCAAGGUACGAGUUUGGCGCUACUUGAAAGGCAAGACCAGUGUCAACCGUGAAAUCCUGCUGGAUGGUGGGAACAAGGUGAUGAUUGGCGGCUUUGGCAACCCCAGCAUUUGUGACAACCAAGUGGCCACGGGCGACACGCGCAUAUUUUUUCUCAACCCCGCCCCGGAGUUGAUGGGACCCGAACACAAGAACGAACUCAUGCUGAACUCAAGUCUGAUGAGGAUUACUCUGCGCAACCUGGAGGACGUGGAGCACUGUGUAGAAGACAAACCUCCUCACUUCUCACCAGUCCAGCCUCCUGAUGCUUGUAGGGGAAUGCUGUGUGGUUUUGGUGCAGUGUGUGAGAGCGAUCCAACCAACCGGGCCAAGGCUGAGUGCGUUUGCAAGAAAAUGGACUGUCCAUCCUUGGUGGCGCCGGUUUGUGGCUCAGAUUCAUCCACCUACUCCAAUGAGUGUGAACUGGAGAAAGCCCAAUGCAAGACACAGAGACGCAUCAAGGUGCUGCGCAAAGGACCGUGCUCUCUGAAAGACCCCUGCACUGAGGUGACCUGUAGCUACGGCAGCACCUGUGUCCAGUCAUCAGACGGCUUGUCGGCUAAAUGCAUGUGCCCCCUCAGCUGCGAGGGCAAGCCUGAGGAGACGGUGUGUGGCAGUGAUGGGAAAGACUACCGCAACGAGUGUGAGCUGUACGAGCACGCCUGCAAGAAACAGAAGAACAUACGGGUGCAACACCAAGGCCACUGUGACCCAUGUAGAGACAGUGAGAACAGUCUAAACACCCAGUGCAGAGUGGAGCCUCUCACCCGCCAACCACAGGUGUACAGCGUCCCGGGGUCAUGUCCCCCGGACAGUGAGCCUCUGUGUGCCAGUGAUGGUCAGACCUACACCAGUGAGUGUGCCAUGAUGGCAAUGAGCCUGCAGAAAGGAGUCAAGCUGAAGAAGAUCCACAAAGGAAAGUGCAGAAGACUUGAGGAAUGUAAAGAGGAGUGUCUUUUCAACGGUGUCUGUGUGGUGGAGCAGCUGAGCACCCGCUGUUCCUGUGACCCAAUCGAGUGUGACGGCAUCUACAAGCCCCUGUGUGGCAAGGACGGCCACACCUACAGCAACGACUGCAUGAGACGAAAGGCGGAGUGUGUGAGCAGGAGCCUCAUCCCCAUCAAGCAUCUGGGGCCCUGUGAUCUCAAUGUACCCAGCCCGUGUUUGGAAAAGGUGUGUGAUCACGGGGCAGUGUGCGUGGUGAAGAACAAUGAGCCGGUGUGCGAGUGCCCAGAGGCCUGUCUGCAAACGAACGACCCGGUGUGUGGAUCUGACGGCCACAGCUACGGCAGCCCGUGUGAGAUGCGAGCGAUGGGCUGUGCACUUCAAAAGGCCAUCCAUAUUCACCAUAAGGGACCCUGUGAUGAGUCUUGUGGCAACUGCUCUUUUGGAGCAAUCUGCGACGCUCAGAGCGGUCAGUGUGUGUGUGCGUCAGAGUGCGUGGAGUCCCAUCAGCCUGUGUGUGGCAGCGACGGCACCACCUACAACAGUGAGUGUGAGCUGCAUGUACGAGCCUGCAAAGAACAGAUGGACCUGCGGGUGGUCAGCCAAGGAGAGUGCAAAACAUGUGGCAGUACUGUUUGUGCCUGGGGCACUCGGUGUGUCAGGGAUAAGUGUGAGUGCCCACAGUGUUCAGGCGAGGCCUUCUCGCCAGUGUGUGGCACUGACGGCAUCACCUACGACAACAAGUGCGAACUCCGCCUGUCGUCCUGCAUGCAUAAGAAGAGAAUUGACGUGGCGAAGGCCGGCAGCUGUGAUGAAGACUGUGGCUCAGGAGGUUCAGGCUCCGGGUCGGAGAGCUGCGAGCAGGACCGCUGUCGUCUCUUUGGAGGCUCGUGGGAUGAAGAUGCAGAGGAGGAUCGCUGCGUUUGUGAUUUCAGCUGUCAAAGUGUUCCUCACAGCGUGGUUUGUGGUUCAGAUGGAAAGAACUACAGCAACGAGUGUGAGCUGAAGAAGGCCAGAUGUGAGAAACAGGAUCACUUGUUGAUUCAGAAUCAGGGACCAUGUGCAGUGAUUUCAGCCACAUCUCCUCCAGAGCUGACAGCACCCCAGCACUGCAGUCUGUCUGUGUACGGCUGCUGCUCUGACAACACGACAGCUGCCUUAGGAGUCGAAAUGGCUGGAUGUCCGAGUACCUGCCAGUGUAACAGCUAUGGAUCCUACAAAGGAACGUGUGACCCAGCCACUGGCCAGUGCUCCUGUAAACCAGGUGUCGGGGGGCAGAAGUGUGACCGCUGUGAGCCGGGAUUCUGGAACUUCAGGGGCAUUGUGACGGAGAACAUGAGCGGCUGCACACCGUGUAACUGUGACGCCAACGGCUCGGUCCGGGACGACUGUGAGCAGAUGUCUGGUCUGUGUUCCUGCAAGACAGGGGCGAAGGGCAUGAAGUGCAACGUGUGUCCAGAUGGAAGCAAAAUGGGCAUGAACGGCUGCGACAAAGGUCCUGAAGCUCCCACUUCAUGUGAAGAGUUAGUGUGCAGUUUUGGAGCUUCCUGCAUCGAGAUUAAUGGCCAAGCCCACUGCGAGUGCCCUCCACCUGACUGUGAUGAGAGAAACAAAACCAAGGUGUGUGGCUCAGACGGGGUGACCUAUGCCGACCAGUGCCAGCUGAGGACCAUAGCCUGCAGGCAAGACAAGGACAUCACAGUGCAGCACUUCGGACAGUGCACAGAAAUCAUCUCCGAGCUGACAGAACGACCCACCACCAACCCAUUCACCACCAUUCCCAGCUCAACUGUUGCCGCCGUCAUCACCACCACAGCCCGUUUGGUUCUAGACAAGGUGUGGGCCAUCCCGCCUCCGAGGACAACAAAACCAGAGACCAUAGAACAGCCCCCGACCGCCACCAUCUUCCCCACUCUCACUCACCACCGCACGGGGUCAACUCACAGGCCCAUCUUCACCAAGCCACUGCAGUCAACAGCCGCCUCCUCCACCAGCUCCUUCCACAGCAGCCCUCCACCCUCUGCUGCAGCGACCUCCUUUGAAGACUCUGGUAGUGGGGAGCCAAGCGGGGAUGACCAGACUGAAGAAGAGGAGGGGCCAGAAGAGGAAGCGGGUAGCGGUGUUCCAGUGGAGGCCAGUGGGGCGGAGCCUGUCGGUCCCACUGUGGCCAGCACUACAGUUGUCAAACCUGAAGAAAGGUCGUCCUGUGACAACACUGAGUUCGGCUGCUGUCCGGAUGAAAAGACACCAUCGAGCAGUCCAGACGGUGCCAACUGUCCCUCUACCAUGAAGUUCAGUGGAUUCCUGCACCUGGACCAAGUGGAGGGCCAGGAGAUCUUCUACACCCCAGAGAUGGAGGACCCAAAGUCUGAGCUGUUCGGAGAGACGGCCCGCAGCAUAGAGGGCGCUCUCAAUGACUUGUUCAGAAAGUCCGCGGUGCACAGAGACUUCAUGAGUGUCCGGGUCCGAAAUCUGGCUCCCAGCAACUCCAUCCUGGCCUUUGUGGAAGCUCACUUCAGACCAGAUACAAAAUACACAGUGGAGGACAUCGAAGGAGCCCUGCUGAAACAGCUGAAGGUCUCCAAAGACACAGGCAUCGCUGUGAAGAAGCCGGAGGAUGAGAAUAUUCGCUUCACCAAUUAUGGUCUCUCCUCUAUCCCCUUCUUCACCACCACCACCACCACCACUACGGCCUCCAUCACCACGGUCGCUCCCACCACCACACCUGCCACCACAGCUACAGCAGCAACAACAACAGCUGUACGCACCACCACAACUGCCGCACCGGUUACCACACCACCAACCACCACGGCAGCUGAAACGACAACUGAGCUGCCUCCAGUGACUACCAUCGCCCACUACAGGGGAAGAAUUCAUCACAAGCCCCAGAAGCCCUGUGACUCACACCCCUGUCUACAUGGAGGAACCUGUGAGGACAGUGGAAAUGACUUCAGUUGCAAGUGUCCGGCUGGACGAGGGGGCGCAGUGUGUGAAAAAGUCAUCAAGUAUUUCAUUCCGUCCUUCGGAGGCCAAUCCUAUUUGGCCUUCCCAACCAUGAGCGCCUACCACACUGUCCGCAUUGCCAUGGAGUUCAGAGUGUCCGAGUCCAACGGCAUCCUGCUCUAUAAUGGACAGGGAGGCAAGAAGGACUUCAUCUCCCUGGCUCUGGUCAAUGGCAGAGUGGAGCUGAAGUUCAACACCGGCUCCGGCACAGGGACUGUGGUCAGCAAGGUGCAAGUCAGCCAGGGCCGCUGGCAUCAGCUGGUGGUGACACGCAAUCGCCGAAAUGCCAUGCUGAGUGUAGACAAUGAGCCACACAUCGAAGGCCAGAGCCCCCAAGGCACUGAAGGCCUCAACCUGGACACUGACCUCUUCAUUGGAGGAGUGCCCGAGGAAAUUAAGCAGGAUGUCAAGGAAAGAAUAUCUGUGGACACAGGUCUGGUUGGCUGCAUCCGACUGCUGGACGUCAACAACCGAGUUCUUAACCUGCAGGAGAACGGUGGCCACAGUCUGUACGGCAGCGGUGUGGGUGAAUGUGGCAACAACCCCUGUCAGCCCAAUCCAUGUAAGAACAGCGGCUCAUGUGAGGUCAAAGAGGCUGAGAUGUUCCACUGCACUUGCAGCAAAGGAUUCUGGGGUCCAACUUGUGCUGAUGUCCAUGACCCUUGUGUGCCAAACCGAUGCCAUCCAUCCUCACAAUGCCAGGUGCUUCCAGAAGGGGGCUACAAAUGCGAGUGCCCCAUGGGUCGUGAAGGAAAACACUGUGAAAAAGUUACUGAGAGGAGAGGGGCUUACAUGCCACAAUUCAACAGAGACUCAUACCUGGAGCUGAAGGGACUUCAUCUCUACGGACAUGAUCUGCGCCAAAAGCUGAGUAUGACUGUGGUUCUCAUGGCCAACGACUCCAACGGCGUGAUCUUCUACAACGGCCAAAAGUCUGACGGUAAAGGAGACUUUAUCUCACUGGCUCUAAACAAUGGAAUCCUGGAGUUCCGCUAUGACCUGGGCAAGGGUCCUGCAAUCAUCCGGAGUAGAGAACCGCUCCAGCUACAUGUUUGGAACACCAUUAACCUGGAGCGCUCCAACCGCAAGGGAGAGAUCAUGGUCAACAAAAAGGACCCAGUCCAAGGGGAGGCGCCGAACCUGCACGUAGAUCUGAACCUAAAGGAGUCACUGUACGUCGGUGGAGCUCCUGACUACAGCCGCAUAGCACGAGCUGCGGCUCUCACCGACGGCUUCAAAGGAACCAUCCAGAAGAUCAUACUGAUGGGUACACCCAUCCUGAAAGAGGAGAACGCGCUGCGCUCCAGCAAUGUCGCCAUGUUCCAGGAACACCCGUGUGCCCAGGAGCCCUGCCACAAUGGAGGUCACUGCAACCCUCAUCUGGACACCUACGAGUGCGUCUGCCUCAGCGGUUUCUCAGGCGGACACUGUCAAAACACCAUUUAUGAGAAGUCUGCUGGAGAAACUGAGGCCAUCGCCUUUGACGGGAGGACGUUUAUCGAAUAUCACAAUGCUGUUACAAAGAGUGAAAAGGCUCUGCUGGUGAACAAGUUUGAGCUUAGCAUCCGGACAGAGGCCACUCAGGGCCUGGUGCUGUGGAGCGGGAAAGGGGUGGAGAGGUCAGACUACAUCGCUCUGGCCAUCGUGGACGGACGUGUCCAGAUGACGUACGAUCUGGGUUCCAAGCCUGUGGUGCUGCGCUCCUCCGUGCGAGUCGACACCAACCGCUGGAUUCGCAUCAAGGCCAGCAGAGCACUGAGAGACGGCUCUCUUCAGGUCGGCAACGAAGCAGCAGUAACAGGAUCAUCGCCUCUGGCAGCAACGCAGCUGGACACGGACGGCGCACUCUGGUUGGGUGGUCUGGAGGAGCUGGCCGUCACCCGUCGGUUGACCAAGGCCUACAGCACUGGGUUUGUUGGCUGCAUCAAAGAUGUGGUGGUGGAUGGCGUGGAGCUCCACCUGGUGGAGGACGCCUUAAACAGCCCCAGAAUACUACAGUGUCCUGCCGCCAAAUAACCCAGCAAAGACAAAACCUAGAGAAUAUUGGAGAAAAAGAAAAAAAGAAGAAGAAGAAAAUCCCUCCCAACACCUGCUCCCACCAUAGCGCUCAUGUCUCCUGCUGUAAUUAUUUUCUAUUUUUGUAUACUUUUCAUCGCUUUUUACAUGGAAAGAUAAUUAAUGUUUCAAUUCUUUUGGGGUUUGUUUUUUUGUAUGUUGUUUCUUCAUUGUUUUUAAAUCUGCACCUCUGUUCACAGAACACACAUCCUUCUUUGUCUUUUUUUACCCUGGGUCUUUAUAUCAUCUCUGUGACAAGGAGAUUUUUUAUUUUUUUUUACUUGAUUUAAUUUUAUUUUUAAUGUCCAUUCUGUUUUGUUUUAUUUUCCUCACUUGUGACUUGAACACUGGCGGACCCUUCUGGUGAUCUCUGUUCAGAGCCAUAUCUCUCGUCCACAUUCCCCGCACUAAGCAUGGCCGAUACAUCCUUGACUGUAUGAAUCACAUUCCACGUGAAAGCAGGACGCUGAGAACAUGUUUUCUAGGAGCAGCCGGCUGACGUCUACUAUCACCUCACCAUCGCCCUCCAUAUUUAAGCAAUUUGACUUUUAACACAUCAGUCAAGCUACUACGGUGGGAUGGGGGGGGGGGGG